ACGUUCUCUUUUCAAUGUUUUCUAGGGUUUAUAGUUUGGGGUAUCCGAAUUCGGUUUUAAAUUUGUCAGAAUGUGAAGUAUGCGAAGAUUUUAGGAAAGAUUUUCUACGUUUUCUAGGGCUUAGCUUUUGUGUAUGUAAAUUCGGUGUUCAAUUUGUCGGAAUUGUAAAGUAUGCAAAAAAUUUAGGAACCUUCUCAACAUUUUCUUGGUUGAAUUGUGAAGUAUGCAAAAAAUUUAGGAAACCUGUUCAACAUUUUUUUUGGUUUUACCUAGUCAAACCGAGAUGAUCCUAAUAUUUUAAAAUCAAUAUUUGUUGCUAAAUUUGUGAGAGUCCAACAAUCCAGGCAAUUUUGUCAGAGUUAGGAAAAGUGUCUGUUCAACAUGGCAAGCAAACUAAAUGUUUGCGGAUGGAACCAGCCAGAUAACAAAGAUAAUGGAGACGGAAGAUCUUUGAGGAACGGUUCAUCCGAAGAAAACUAAAAGAGUAGAAAAAAUUGCAUGGAAACAUGAUUAAAUGAUUCUGCUGUGGUGGAAUAUUGUAUUGUUAUUCCAAUCUCUUAUAUUAGAGCUUGGUAAACCCCAUAUCCACAUUUCUUAAUCUUUUUACAAAAACUAUGGCUGCAAACUUUGAUGGCAGUUCAAUGAAGGAAUUCAUCCUGGGUGAGAGAAAAAAUAAUUGGGAUCGUCGUGUGAAGCGGAAGGUUGAAGACGCAUAUUAUGAAGUCAAAAGAGCUUCAGAUAAUUCAGAGGUGGAAGUGGAGCUGUUGAGUGAGUUGGGUUCAAUGAAAGAGGCACUUGACAGGCAGCAAAUAACAAUUGACGAACUCAGUAGUGAGCUGGAUGAAGAGAGAAAUGCUGCAGCAUCUGCAGCAGAGGAAGCAAUGACUUUUAUUUCACGUCUUCAGAAGGAAAAAGCUCAGAUGCAUAUGGAAGCCUCUCAAUUCAGACGGUAUGCUGAAGGAAAAUUUGCCCAUGAUCAACAGGAAUUAUUUUCUCUCGAAAAUCUGUUGUAUAGAAAGGAACAGAUGAUUAAAGCUCUUGAACUAGAGGUUCAAUCUUUCAAGCACAGGAUAUUGAGUAUUGGUGGUUAUGAAUAUGAGAAUGUGAAUAGGUCACCUGAGAGAUCGCGCUUGGAUGAAGUAGAUGAUUAUUACUAUUUGACUGAAUCUUCUGGCGGUGGGAAGAAUUUUUCAGUAGAACAAGAUGGUUUUGAUUUUAAUGAUAGAAAGACGAGAGAUUCUGUCUACAGGCAAGCUAAGGAAACAAAUAGUAGAAGGAUAUGUCUAGGUAAGUUAACUGAUACUCAGAAUUCUUUGCAGCCACAGUUGGAGUGGGAAGAUACAUACUCGCCAAGAAUUAUGCAGGUGCAAGAGAUUGGCUCUUGUUCAUCUCAUCCAUCGCAGCUGGAUGACUAUAACUCUUCAAGCCAACAUGCUUUGAAUUGUAGACAUGGUUUGCAAAAAUCUGAUGUUCAUGAUUCUAAAAAUGUUGAAAUCUGGGAAUAUGUGGAGAGGUUAGAAGAGAGGCUACAGCAGCUAGAGAGAGAAACACACAGUGAGCACCCAAAUAGUGAAUGGAGUGAAAUGAGGAAGUUGCGACCAAAACAUUUGUCAGCCUAUUCAGAUAAACUUAUUCGGAGGCCUUCUGCAGACAGUUUGAACUCAUCUGAUAAAUCGGUUGGAGCAACUGAAGACAGUUCAAAAGGGGAAGAUGGAUUAGUAAUUGUCAGAGCCAAUGGUUCGUGUUCUGGGAAAAAGAGUAUCCAUUCUCAAGUCAUGGAUGAUACAGAUGAAAAAAUGUCUAGUAUGAGUAAUAUCUCAAAAAAUCCUAACGACAGUUCAAAGUGUACUGGAUGCAAGCCAAUGAAGGAGAAUGUUGGCUACAUUGGAGAAUGCGAUUCUUUGCCGCAGAAACAUGAAGCAUGCACUGCAACAAAAAAGGGGUCAAAGAUUCCAUAUGAAACCCAUUUGCCCAGUUCUAGGGGAAAUCCUGCUCUUACACAAGCUGUGGAUGAUGUUCCUGAUGUCAAAAGUGAUGAUGCAAGAUCUGGAGGAUGCGAGGCUCUGAAAGGAAAUCGGGACUGUUAUGGAGAUCCAGGAUCUGAUUCUUCACCUCAGAGACAUAUUGGACAACCAGAAAGGUCACCUGACCCUAAUGAGAGAAGUGAAGGAAGGAGGAUGACUGCGUUCUCAGUGGAAUUGAGAACUGAGCCUGAUCAGGGUCCUGUGCAAAGUGAAAUCAAACAACUUAUUUUCAGGAUUCGGGCCCUUGAAGAUGAGAGGCAGAGCAUGAAACAGGCAAUAAUGUAUUUUGAAAAAGAGAAUUCAUCAUGUUUAGCACUGCUCAAGGAAAUAGCUCGGCAACAUUAUGAAGUGCAAAUAUUAGAUGAAAGAAAAAAUCAUUCAACAAGACUGUCCCCAUCUGAGGGCCCGUCAAUCCUUUCUAUAAUAAAGUGGAUUUUGUCAUACAUUUUCAGGAGAGCUGUACGGAGAUGCCAAAGCAAGUACAUUCGUGGUGUGUCAUCAAAUGGUGUGGGCCUGCUAUUUCUUCUAGAUAACACAUCUUAUCAGAGAAUUGGACCUUUUGUUACAAGAAUGGGAUCAUAUAGGAUUUCUAUUCACUAAUGCAUCCGGAAAUUCCUGGUGGGCUGAAAUAUGGGUAACUGAAGCUGGAUGAAGCUUGUGUCAAUUGAGUUUGAUGGAUGUAGUGGUUUAUUUGGCCUGUAUAUUCAUGUUGAGUUGAUUGUUGUGAUGGAAAUUCAUUAAGGAGCAGUGGUUGGAACUCCUUUGUGUAGAUUAUAGUGAGCUGCUGCACAUUUAUUCCAAACGGACCUUCAAUUUGUGUAAGUACAUAGAGGUUUGUACAAAAUUUAUGCCUUUGUAUUGGCCCCUCUGCAAGACAUCCAGUUAUCUUGAAUUUGGAUGUCAAUUUUGUCUAUUGAAUGAAAUUCAGUUGUAUUAAGUUUCUGCAAAAAUGACCAGAAAAGGAUUUUAUUGUAUAUGGCAUCACUACAGAUGUUUGUUGUACCCAAUAUUCUGACAAAUUGUGUUCUUCUGGAGUAAUGGGAGUACCCAAUAUUCUGACGAAUUGUGUUCUUCUGGAGUAAUGGGAGUCUUGGAUCUAACAUUUGCCAAUAACAUUUUGGUAGCCUAGUGAACAGGGCAUUUUUUUAUGUUGCUGACUUAAGUAAAAUAAAAUAAUUAAGUUAUUAAGU
Cryptomeria japonica (Japanese cedar) is the source of this 3214-nucleotide messenger RNA. RefSeq lists its product as uncharacterized. The transcript has 4 exons. The record is from RefSeq and is a predicted model, not a curated record. The coding region runs from base 615 to 2624 and encodes 669 amino acids. Lineage: Eukaryota; Viridiplantae; Streptophyta; Pinopsida; Cupressales; Cupressaceae.